This is a messenger RNA of Xenopus tropicalis (tropical clawed frog), 2050 nucleotides long. It is a transcript of the gene shmt2, whose product is annotated as serine hydroxymethyltransferase 2 (mitochondrial). The transcript is spliced from 13 exons. Gene Ontology annotation, cellular component: cytoplasm; nucleus. The record is from RefSeq and is a predicted model, not a curated record. The coding region runs from base 178 to 1638 and encodes 486 amino acids. Lineage: Eukaryota; Metazoa; Chordata; Amphibia; Anura; Pipidae. Gene Ontology annotation, biological process: glycine biosynthetic process; tetrahydrofolate interconversion. Gene Ontology annotation, molecular function: hydroxytrimethyllysine aldolase activity; pyridoxal phosphate binding; threonine aldolase activity.
CAUAAGGGGCAAGAGGCCGGAGUGGGGCUGCAGUGCUAGCCCGGGGACUAGUAGACAUGCUUACGUUUUCUUUACGGCGCUUGGCACAGGUGCCCAAUAAAUUCUACUGAUUGGAUGCUAUGAGUUACUGCUCCUGGCAGAACACCUUAACCCCCGAAGUGUUCUCACUGAUUCAUAAUGCCCCUGCGGAGUUGCUGCCAUGUUCGCAGUCAGCACAGCCAAGCUUGGACACAGGCUGGAAACCAAGUCUGGACUGGACAGGAAAGUCUGGCAGAGGGUGACCCUGAGAUGUGGGACCUUGUACAGAAAGAGAAGGAUAGGCAAUGCCGAGGGCUGGAGAUGAUUGCCUCAGAGAAUUUCUGUAGCCGGGCAGCCUUGGAAGCCCUUGGUUCCUGCCUCAACAACAAGUAUUCUGAGGGCUACCCAGGGAAGAGAUAUUAUGGGGGUGCAGAGGUUGUGGACAAGAUUGAAUUACUGUGCCAGCAGCGGGCUUUGGAUGCCUUUGACUUGAAUCCAGAAAAAUGGGGAGUUAAUGUACAGCCAUAUUCAGGCUCUCCAGCCAACUUUGCAGCAUACACAGCUGUUCUACAGCCACACGAUCGCAUCAUGGGGCUAGACCUUCCUGAUGGAGGACAUCUGACCCACGGGUACAUGUCUGAUGUGAAGCGCAUUUCUGCUACAUCUAUAUACUUUGAAUCUAUGCCUUAUAAGUUAAAUCCAGCAACAGGGUUAAUUGAUUAUGAUCAGCUGGAGAUGACUGCUCGCCUCUUCCGACCAAAGCUUAUCAUUGCUGGAACCAGUGCCUAUGCACGGCUAAUUGACUAUGCCAGGAUGAGAAAGGUAUGUGAUGAAAUGAAAGCCUACCUUCUGGCUGAUAUGGCUCAUAUCAGUGGACUUGUAGCAGCUGGCGUGAUCCCAUCUCCCUUUGAACAUGCUGAUAUUGUCACCUCAACAACACACAAGACUUUGCGAGGGGCAAGGUCUGGGUUAAUAUUCUACCGAAAAGGUGUAAAAUCUGUGGAUAAGAAAACUGGAAAAGAUGUACUUUAUAACUUGGAAGACAAAGUCAACUUUUCAGUGUUUCCUUCGAUCCAAGGGGGGCCUCACAAUCAUGCAAUUGCAGCUGUUGCCGUGGCUUUAAAACAGGCCAGUUCUCCUAUGUUCCGUGAAUAUGCAGUGCAAGUCCUGAAGAACGCCAAAUCCAUGGCCGCCGCUCUGCUAAGCAAGGGUUACACACUGGUGUCAGGAGGGACAGAUAAUCACCUGGUUUUAGUAGACCUGAGACCCAAGGGCAUUGAUGGCGCAAGAGCAGAGAGGGUGCUGGAGCUUGUGUCAAUAACCGCAAACAAGAACACAUGCCCGGGGGACAAGAGCGCACUUACCCCAGGAGGGUUACGGCUAGGUGCCCCUGCGCUGACAUCUCGGAAUUUCAAGGAAGCCGACUUUGAAAAAGUGGUUCAUUUCAUUGAUGAAGGUAUCCGCAUCGGACUUGAUGUUAAGCGCAAAACAAACAAACUUCAAGACUUUAAGAACUUUCUUCUUGAGGACCACGAAACAGUUAAUCGGAUAGCAGACCUGCGUAAGCAAGUGGAGCAGUUUGCCCGUUCUUUUCCCAUGCCUGGAUUUGAUGAGCGUUGAAUAAAAUAAAAAGAUGAUUGAUGGUGUUAAGAACAACAAACCAUUCCACCCUAUUUCUUCCUGCGCUUCCUGUUGCCUCAUUGCAUUUUCUGUUAAUCCAGCCAAUUUCUUAUUGCAUUCUAUUCCUGCAUCAUAUAUUUAGUUGUCUCUUAUCUUUUCUUAUAACGGAGUGACCCAGGACCCUUUUCUACUUGGCAAACCUUCUCUCCAGCAGCAUCACUGCAUGAAGAACUAGGCAGCUAGAUUUGUUUCAUUGUCAUUUCCGUGGUGCAUUGGACUUCCAUAAUGAAAUCUCAAAACUCCAAAUCUGACAUUUCAGUGUGGGGUAAGGGGAUUCAUGCUGCAGCAGAGCAUAUUCAGGUAGACUCCAGAGACUGUUAGAGCAAUAAACAAAAACAUCAUGGUACAGUGA